GGAUUAUGUUUUACGCCCUACAAUAUCUCUACAGACCGCAACACAAACACUACAACAGGAACUGAUAAUUACAGCGAGGAAUAUAAACAUGCUCUCCUAUACAUUGUGUGCACUCUUCUUUUUUACUCACUUGGGAUAAUGAUUGGCAUAGUGUCGUACAUAAAAAGAGAAAAACAAGACAUAGAACAGGAAAAAAUGUUUGAUGACUUUUUAACAUCAUUUAGAGGUGAAACAGAAGCAGUGCAUUAUAGGCAAUUUAAAGUACAAGAAACUAUAGAACGGUUAGCCGAAAUGGAAAGGGCUGGUGAAAAAAGUUUCGAUGACUUUAAUGCAGAAAAGGUGAUUUGUGAUAGGAAAAAGCAUUUAUACAAAUUUGCAAAUUUAAGCUUUAUACAGGCACCUGUAGUUAAAGUAAACAGCAUGACAAAUGUAACGACCGGUAAUGAACAAGAGCGUGAUGCAGAACAUUUUGACCCGUUUUUUGAUAGAAGACUGUCUGAAGUUGUGGCAGAAAUGAUAGCUGAUGAAUACAUUGAAAACCGCAGUAAAACUAUGACAAAUAAUUUGAACGUUAAAGAAAAUAAAGACAAUAAAAAAAAAUUCCUUGACUGCGACAGAGAAAAUGAAAAUAAAGACUUAUGCAAAGAAUCUUCAUUAAGCAAAGCAGAAUCCGAUCUUUAUUAUGACAAAAUGGUGCUUGAGAAAGAUACAGCUGCCUGCUGUAACGAAGCUACACUUCCACAUGACAAACUCCAACCAGAAUAUCCCCAAUACGAUUCUCACAGCAUCAAAACUAACACAGGCAGGAUUAUAGAGACAACAUUCGGAGUCAAUGUAUAUCAGGAAAAUCUUAAUAUAACACCUGGAGAACAGUUAAACAAAGAAUCGAAUUUUGGUAAGGGAAAUAAGCAAAGAGAUAUGAAAUUCAAAUGGUCUGUAACUAGUGUGUGAGACAAACAAAAGAAAAAUAUGUCAGACCACAGAAAGUUAUAAAACAAUGGUUUGCACCGUCCGAAUGUCACGUGAAAAUGUUUAAGUAGGUAUUAUAUAAGCUAAUUUACCGUCACAUAUGUUGAUAAUAUAUGCAACAGAAUGUGUGUUCAAGUUAAGUUUUCACCGAGAACGAAAUUACGUGACAAAAAGAGUUUAGUUGUCAGGGGAAAUCUAACAGAACGUUAAGGGGAGUUAAGAGUC
Messenger RNA from Mercenaria mercenaria, 1194 nucleotides. RefSeq lists its product as uncharacterized. The record is from RefSeq and is a predicted model, not a curated record. Bases 139 to 951 code for a protein of 270 amino acids. The transcript has a single exon. NCBI's taxonomy places the organism in Eukaryota, Metazoa, Mollusca, Bivalvia, Venerida, Veneridae.